UCUGGCGGAGCGCGGAGAUGCUCGGAGCAGCCGGGAGAAAUAAAUCUUGAAAAGCACUAGACUUGGUCUCUUUGCCAGCGAACAGAGGCGGGAGGUAAGGUUGAUGAUUUCAGGGUACACCUGGACUCCCCAUCCAGUGCACUUCCUUCAAACCUCACCGGACUCCAGCGCCGACUAGCCAUUGAUUUCACCCACCUGCCUCCUCUCCAGAAAUUCAGCACAAGAUUGAGUGGCACCUGGCAUGUAGCCAUCUCUCCGUCAUCUUCUCCUGCAUCAUCCAGUUAUCAAUGUUAUCAUCAUGUUACCUCACUCAUGCCCCUUCUGGUAUGCAAGACAUCAGUGAACGAGAAGCCAACUCCUCAUGGACCACGCUAGUCUCCAGCUGAGCACCGGGAACCUGUGGAACUGUCUCGUGAGGCUGCUUAGCAAACAGCCAGAAUGGCUGAAUGCCAAGGAGAAGUUCUUCCUCCCCAACAUGGACCUGGGCUCCAGGAACGAGGCCCCAGACCCUGCAGAGAGGGUCAUCCUACAACUCAAGAGGCUCCACGCCCAAGGUCUGGCCACCUGGCAGGCAUUCAUCCACUGCGUGUGCAUGGAGCUGGAUGUGCCGCUGGAGCUUGAGGUGCCACUGCUGAGCACUUGGGGCCAGGAAGAUGUGUUCCCCAAGCAGCUGGGAGCUGGUGAGGAAGGCUGCCCUGAAUCUCAGCAAUACCAUGGCCUCAAGCGGCCUCAUCAGAGCUGUGGGUCCUCGCCCCGCAGGAAGCAGUGCAAGCAGCAGCAGCUGGAGUUGACCAGGCAGUACCUGCAGCUCCUGAGGACCUCUACCCAGCAGCGCUAUGGUGGUGAGAACCCCAGGCCGGGGCAGCCGGUCUCCUUCCAUAUCGCCCCAAUCCUAAAGAAGAGCUGGGUCACAGCACCCUUAGACACCCAGGAGGAGGACGUUAUGGGGGACUCCAAGGCAAAAGAUGGCAUCCAGGACCUCUUCAACACCAAGACGAAAAAGGGUCCGAGGGUCACAGUGGUCCUGGGGAAGGCAGGCAUGGGCAAGACCACAUUGGCUCACCAGCUCUGCCAGAAGUGGGCUGAUGGCCAGCUGGACCGCUUCCAGGCCCUGUUCCUCUUCGAAUUCUGCCAGCUCAACCUGAUCACAGGUCUCCUGACGCUGCCCCAGCUCCUCUUUAAUUUCUACCCAAGCCCCGAGUCGGGAGCUGACACUGUCUUCCAGUACCUGGAGGAGAAUGCACAUCGUGUCCUUCUUAUCUUCGAUGGGCUGGACGAGGCCCUCUACCCCUGCUCCAGUAGGAAUACCGAGGGCCUGGACACCCCAGGUCCCGCCUUCACCCUCUUCUCUGGCCUCUGCGAUGGGACCCUCCUACCCGGCUGCUGGGUAAUGGCCACAUCCCGUCCAGGGAAACUGCCCGCAUGUCUGCCUGUGGAGGCGACCAUGGUCCACAUGUGGGGUUUUGACAGGCUGCGGGUGGAGGAGUAUGUGGGCCGCUUCUUCAGGGACCAUCCAUUGCAGGCAGCAGCCCUGGAAGAGGUGCGGGCAGACAGGCGUCUCCAGAGCAUGUGUGCGGUGCCCGCCCUGUGCCGGGUGGCCUGCCUCUGCCUCCGCCGUCUGCUCCCUGGCACCUCCCUAGGCCAGUCUUCGGCCCUCCUGCGCACCGUCACGCAGCUCUAUGUACAGAUGGUGCUCACCCUCAGCCACCACAGGUGCUUGCCCACCACGUCCCUCCUGGGCCUUGGUGAGGUGGCCUUGAAGGGUCUGGAGGCCGGGAAGGUUGUCUUCUAUGCAGGAGACAUUCCUCCACCCGUGAUGGCCUUUGGGGCUGCCCACAACCUGCUGACUUCCUUCUGCGUCUGCACAGGCCCUGAGCACCAGGAGACAGGCUAUGCCUUCGCCCACCUCAGCCUGCAGGAGUUCUUCGCUGCCCUGCAGCUGAUGGUCAGCCCCGAGGUGGACAAAGACAUGCUCUCCCGCUAUGUCACCCUGAAUUCCCAUUGGGUGCUGCGGACCAGUGCUAGAUUGGGCUGCCUAGACCACCUGCCCACCUUCCUGGCAGGUCUGGCAUCCUGCACCUGCCGCCCCUUCCUCAGCCACCUGGCACAGCAGGAUGAGGUGUGGGUGCGUGCCAAACAGGAUGCUGUUGUGCAGGCAUUGAGCAAGUUGGCCACCCGCAGGUUCAGGGGACCAAAGGUCAUGGAACUGUGUCACUGUGUGGAUGAGACACAGGAGCCACGGCUGGCCCGACUUGCUGCCCAAAGCCUCCACUACCCACUGUCCUUCCACAAUUUCCCACUGACUUACACUGACCUGGCUGCCCUGGCCAACAUCUUGGGCUACAGGGAUACCCCCAUCCACCUGGAUUUUGAGGGCUGCCCUCUGGAGCCCCACUGCCCAGACGCCCUGGUGGGCUGUGGGCAGGUAGAGAAUCUCAGCUUUAAGAGCAGGAGGUGUGGGGAUGCCUUUGCAGAAGCCCUCUCCAGGAGCUUGCCAACAAUGAGGAGCCUGCAGAAACUGGGGUUAACAGGAAGUAAGAUAACCACCAAAGGCAUGAGCCAUCUGGUGAAGGCUUUGUCCCUCUGUCCACAACUGGAAGAGGUCAGUUUGCAGAACAACCAGGUCAAGGACCAGGAGGUGCUGGACAUCGUGAAGGUGCUCUCUUGCCUACCAAGGCUCCGGAAGCUUGACCUGAGCCACAACGACAUCUCCGUGUCAACCCUACUCAGCUUGGCAAAAGUGGUAGUCGCAUGCCCAACUAUCAGGGCACUGCAGGCCAGGCAAAGGGAGCUCGUCUUCCUUCUCUCCCCAUCCACAGAGACAGCUGCAGAGCUACAAGGAACCCCAGACCUCCAGGGAAAUGCCAGCCAGAGGGAAGAGGCACUGACCAGAAGCCUGACACUCAGGCUCUGUGAGUGUCAGCUCCGGGUCCAUGACACUGAGGUGCUCAUAGCCCUGCUCCGGGAUGGCCCCUGCCUGGAGGAAGUGGACCUCUCAGGGAACCAGCUGGAAGACGAAGGCUGUCGACUGAUGACAGAGGCUCUGCCCCAGCUGCACAUCACCAGGAAGCUGGACCUCAGUGACAACGGGCUCUCUGCAUCGGGGGUGAACUGUGUGCUGAGUGCAUUGAGCACCUGCUGGACCCUGGCAGAACUGCACAUCAGCCUGCUGCACAAGACUGUGGUCCUCACAUUUGCCCAAGAGUCAGAGGAGGAGGAGGAGGAGGAGGGGACCUGGAAGAGGGCUGAAUUUCUGGAUAGCCACAUGCCCCAGAUGCCCUCUGAGCUGCCCCCGAGCUCCAGAAGGAUCAGGCUGACGCACUGCGGCUUCCAAGCUAAGCACUUAGGGCAGCUCUGCAAGGCGCUGGGAGGAAGCUGCCACCUCCGUCACCUCGACUUAUCAGGCAAUGCUCUGGGGGACGAAGGUGCCACCCUGUUGGUUCAUCUGCUUCCAGGCCUGGGCACUCUGCAGUCCCUGAACCUCAGUGAGAAUGGCUUAUCCCUGGACGCUGUGUUCAGUUUGGCCCAGUCCUUCUCUACUCUGGAGUGGAUUAUCCAUUUGGACAUCAGCUUAAAGAGCCAGCGCUUCCUCCUGAGAGGUGACAGAAGAUGCAGGGAUGCAUUCGCUGGUGGAUCUUUGCCAGAGUGCCCAGCUGGAACCCAGUUCUUGGGGGUCGGUCAGCGCUGCAUCCCCAGGAGCUUUCGCCUCAGGGAGUGUCAGCUGGAGCCUUCUAGCCUCGCCCGCCUCUGCGAGGCCCUGGAGAAAUGCCCGGGACCUCUGGAAGUCGAGUUGUCCUGCGAGGUCCUGAGUGACCAGAGCCUGGAGACCCUGUUGCACUGCUCACCUCGGCUCCCCCAGCUGAGCCUCCUGCAGCUGAGUCAGACGGAACUGUCCCCGAGCAGCCUCUUGCUGCUGGCUAACAUCUUCGGCUUGUGCCCACGGGUUCAGAAGGUGGAGAUCAGGUCCCUGCGUCAAGUGUCCCUGCACUUCAGGUCUAGUGAGGAGCAGGAAGGCGUGUACUGUAGGUUCACGGGCUGCGGCCUCCUCCAGGAGCACGUGGAGCCACUGUGCUGGAAGCUGAGCAAAUGUGAAGAUGUCAGCCAGCUGGACCUCUCAGGAAACCUCCUGGGUGAUGACGGGCUCAGGAGCCUGCUGGAAUGUCUGCCUCAGGUGUCCAUCUCUGGUUUACUUGAUCUGAGUCACAACAGCAUGUCUCUGGAAAGUGCCCUGUACCUGGUGGAGACCCUCCCCUCCUGUCCAGGUGCCCGGGAGGCCUUGGUGAACCUGGGCUCUGAGCAGAGCUUCUGGAUUCACUUCUCCAGGCAGGAGGAGGCUGAGAAGACCUUGAGGCUGAGUGAGUGCAGCUUCCUGUCAGAGCAUGUGCCCAGACUGGCUACUGGCCUGAGCCAGGCCCCGCAGCUGACAGAUCUCACACUGACCCGAUGUGGCCUGGGCUUGGAGCAGCUGAUCAUCCUCCUGAGCCUAGUGAAGCGGCCAGCAGGGCUGAUUGGCCUCAGGGUGGAGGAGCCGUGGGUGGGCAGAGUCGGGGUGCUCGAACUGCUGAGAGCCAGCGCCCAGGCCUCAGGCAACGUCACCGAAAUAAGCAUCUCCGAGACUCGGCAGCAGCUCUGUGUCCAGCUGGAAUUUCCCCGUCAGGAGGAGAACCCAGAGGCCGUGGCCCUCAGGCUGGCUCACUGUGACCUUGGGACACACCACAGCCUUCUCGUCAGGCAGUUGAUGGAGACAUGCACCAGGCUGCAGCAGCUCAGCUUGUCCCAGGUUAACCUCUGUGAUGCCAGCUCCGUGCUGUUGCAAAGCCUCCUGCUGUCCCUCUCUGAGCUGAAGAAAUUCCGGCUAACCUCCAGUUGUAUGAGCAUCAAGGCCCUCUCCCAGCUGACGUCUGGCCUGAGCCACUGUCACAACCUAGAAGAGCUGGACUUGUCUAACAAUCGGUUCGACAAGGAGCUGAUGGGGACCUUUGAGGAGAAGUGCAGGCUAAAGGAGCUUGACCUUAGCCACCUUCCGCUGGGCGGCUGGUCCCUGGACAUGCUCACUAGAGGACUAAGCCACAUGGCCUUCCUGCAGAGGCUCACCCUGAGCGGGAACGGCAUUGAUGACUGCUGCCAACUUUCUGAAACUCUCCGAGAUGCCACCAGCUUGCAGGAACUGGACUUAAGCCACAAUCAGCUCGGAGAUGCUGGUGCCCAGCUCUUAGCUGCUGUCCUGCCGGGGCUGCCUGAGCUCAGGAAGCUAGACCUCACAGCUAACGGCAUCAGCCCAGUGGGGGGAGUGCAGUUGGCCAAUUCUCUCAGCUUCUGCAGGCGCCUGGAGGACCUGAGGCUUGGGUACAAUGCCCUGGGGGAUCCCACAGCCCAGGUGCUAGCUUGUGGGCUGCCCCCACAGCUGAGGGUCCUGCGCCUGCCCUCCAGCCGCCUGGGCCCAGAGGGGGCGCUGAGCCUUGGCCGGGCCCUGGACGGAUGUCCACAGGUGAUAGAGAUCAGCUUGGCAGAGAACAGCCUGGCUGGAGGGCUCCCACAGUUCUCUGAGGGGCUCCCGCUGCUCAGACGGAUCAACCUGAUUUCAUGUGAGAUUGACAGCCAGACGGCCAAGUCCCUCGCUGCUAGCCUCGUGCUCUGCCCAGCCCUGGAAGAAAUCCUGCUGUCCUGGAAUCUCCUUGAGGACGAGGCAGCUGCUGAGCUGGCCCGAGUCCUGCCGCGAAUGGGUCGGCUGAAGAGAGUGGACCUGGAGAAGAAUUGGAUCACAGCCUGUGGAGCUCGGCACCUGGUUGAAGGGCUGGCCCAGGGGCCUGGCAUUCAAGUCAUCCGCCUCUGGAAUAACUGCAUCCCUCCUGACAUGGCCCAGCAUCUGCAGAGCCAGGAGCCCAGGCUGGACUUUGCCUUCUUCGAAGACAAGCCCCAGACCCCUCAGAGUACUUGAUGGCCCUCUCAAAACUCUCAGGAUCCAGCCAAGUAAUGUCAACUCCCGUGCAACAGGGCAGAUGGCUCAGAAAGACCCUCAACUGGGUGCCCCUGCACUUGCCCCAAGAGGGAGGGGCGUAUUUGUCCUGCCGCAGCCCUCAGGAAGCAUUUUUUGGAGACCAGGAGCGUUGUAUGGGCAAAAAAGUGUCCCAUAUCACAUGGAUAUGUGUUACCAGUUGGGAACAGGUGGCAUGAUGAAGGUGCCAUAAUGCGAUGCAUGACACUGAGGGUCACAUGUGGUGGAGUAUGACCUCUUGACAUGUGGCUAUACAUGGGACUUACAUUGUGGCACAUAGCAUAGAACACGUGUGACACAUGUGGCCAAUGUCAUGGGUACUAGUACCAUACAUGGGAGGACACAUGAUUGGUGUUGCAUACAUGACACAUAAGGAACCCUGGUGGCUCAGUGGUUAAGCACUUGGCUGCUAAGUGAAAGUCGACAGUUGGAACCCAUCAGCCGCUCUGUGCGAGAAAGAUGUGGCAGUCUGCUUUCAUAAAGAUUAUAGCCUAGGAAACCCUAUGGGGCAGUUCUACUCUGUCCUAUAGGGUUGCUAUGAGUGAGGAAUGACCCAGCAGUAGGCAACAACAUGACACAUGGAAAAUGUCCAUGUCAUAUGACACAUGGCUGGCCAGAUGCUCUCAGGCUGGUCCAAUUUACUAAUUUAUUGCUUUUUAAAAAAAAAACAAGUAUGUAUUUACAGACAGUUACUGAUUUGUAACUUUUUUUAGAAACCAAGUAUGUAUUUAUAGAUUGCGUUUCCAGAGCAGCUGAACCAUGGAAAUUCUUCCUCCUAGGGCUGGGAGGGGGAGGUGUCCAAGCACUGACCAGCCCGGCAGCCCCAAGGCCAAGGCUCCGGGCCUAACCGAGGCUCAGCCACAAGGCUUCUGGAUGAUCCUCUUCCUGCCUCCAGCCUCAGCUUCCCCAUCUGUACACUGGAUGUCCCCCUUAAAUGCUGGCUUCCCAGGACUUUGGGCCCAGGUCCAGGUAGAGCCAGCCUGACCUUGGCAAUGGACAGGCGGCAUGGUCUGUCUUGUGUGAGGGAUGAACCCAGGUCUAGGAUUCCAGGGGGUGGGCACUGCCAAGGCAAUCAGGCAAGACUGCUGGGUCCAGCAGGAUCCAGGAGGCCCCUAGGGGCUGCAUAUGUUGCACAGUGUUCUUGUUACUUCCGAGAGGGACCAGGGAUGGCCCUGCUACACUCUCGGCCAAGUUCAACUAAUAAAUGUGGAUGAUCUCUCAGCCUCUAGUCUGAGCCUGAUGUUUUCUGCCACCUCCACUGAGGUAGGAAGGGUCCACCCUCUGCCCCACGACUGGAGAGCAGGACAGACCGUGGAGAGUGGGCUGAGAGGAGCACUGGCCUGGGAGUCAGGAGACAGGAUUCAAGCACUAACCCUGUCUCCAUAUGAUCCUGUGAUUGUGGGCAAGUCCCCUCCUCUCUCUGGACCUCACCUGCAACAUAAGUGUGUUAUAGAAGCUCAGAAGCAUUUGAAACAUUUUGUGUUUGUCUUGCAUAGUGUUUAAACUCUUGCCUGAAUUAAUUGUUGAUGUUAAAAAUUGGGAGCUUUUACAUAAAAAUCCAAAUCUUCAGCUUCUCUUUAGUGUGAGUUCAGUAUUCCCACCAGACAGUAACCCACUGGAGUUGCAUAAUGACUGCACACACAGAGCCACAUCCCUCAGUUUGCCACAGACCCCACUACUCCCUAUUGUAGUGCCCCUACUGCUUCCCUCUUUUAGCCUCUUGCCUGGCCCUUGUGGGAGCCUGCAAAAUCCUGGCCUAAAGGGUUUCUACCGGCCUGUGGCAUGUUAGGAACGUGGUUUUAGAAGUCAGACAGGUGUAGAAUGAAAUGUGACGGCCCCCUUACUACCCGUCCUUACAAGCAGGAACUGUUUCUGUGCAUGGGUUAGUAACAGCUACACACAGGACUGCUGGAGCAUUCAGGGUAUCUGGUAUGAAGCAGUUACUCCUUACAUUCUACUUCCCUUCCCCUUUUCGGGUUGAAUAUCUUUUGAUGUGGGAAGAUGUUUGAAAUGGCAGGAGAACAGUACCCCCUUUCCCUCACCUGCCACUGGGCAGACAAUUAAGCCAGUUACUCUCAGGAGAGCCUUACUCCAGAGCUGCGCACCAUUGUGAAAAGCAGGCCUGGGAGAAUGCAGUUACCACUAAGCAUCACUGGAGGGCAGGCUAGCCCAUUGGCAAUUCCUGAGAUAACUUCCCUCACCUCGGGAUCCAGAAGGAAGUUAGGAAGUGAUCCUAGGAGCUGUUCACACCUGGCCCUGGAGCCUGGGAUGUUCUGGCUUACUAGUUGCUCUGCCUGGAUGGCUCGGCCUUGACCUAUGCCACCCUGCACGUUGUCCCCGGCCCCCCACCAAGC
Trichechus manatus latirostris (Florida manatee) is the source of this 8349-nucleotide messenger RNA. It is a transcript of the gene NLRC5, whose product is annotated as NLR family CARD domain containing 5. Gene Ontology annotation, molecular function: protein binding. Lineage: Eukaryota; Metazoa; Chordata; Mammalia; Sirenia; Trichechidae. The record is from RefSeq and is a predicted model, not a curated record. The transcript is spliced from 50 exons. Gene Ontology annotation, cellular component: nucleus. Gene Ontology annotation, biological process: positive regulation of MHC class I biosynthetic process; negative regulation of type I interferon-mediated signaling pathway; positive regulation of transcription by RNA polymerase II. The coding region runs from base 362 to 5938 and encodes 1858 amino acids.